Molecule: messenger RNA, 309 nt
Organism: Trichoplax adhaerens
Lineage: Eukaryota; Metazoa; Placozoa; Uniplacotomia; Trichoplacea; Trichoplacidae
Exons: 4
Coding region: 1-309 (102 amino acids)
Biological process (GO): nuclear-transcribed mRNA catabolic process; mRNA splicing, via spliceosome
Cellular component (GO): U2-type prespliceosome; U12-type spliceosomal complex; spliceosomal tri-snRNP complex
Molecular function (GO): RNA binding
Source: RefSeq, a predicted model, not a curated record
AUGACAGGACCUCCGGAGAAAAAGAAAAGAGAGAGUAUCGUUGAUCUGCAAAAGCAUAUCGAUAAGAAAGUUCGCGUUAAAUUUCAAGGUGGCCGAGAAGCUAUAGGCAUUCUGAAAGGUUAUGAUCCGUUAUUGAACUUGGUACUUGAUAAUGCUGUAGAAAAUUUACGUGAUUUCGAAGAUUUAUCACGAAUUAGUAACGAAACAAGACAAUUAGGAUUAGUGGUUUGUCGAGGCACUUCUGUAGUAGUGAUUAGCCCUAAUGACGGUAUCGAAGAGAUUGCCAAUCCAUUCGUCCAAGCAGAGUGA